Molecule: messenger RNA, 731 nt
Organism: Pungitius pungitius (ninespine stickleback)
Lineage: Eukaryota; Metazoa; Chordata; Actinopteri; Perciformes; Gasterosteidae
Gene: ropn1l
Product: rhophilin associated tail protein 1-like
Exons: 6
Coding region: 87-731 (214 amino acids)
Source: RefSeq, a predicted model, not a curated record
UGUUGCUAUGCAACGGUGCUGCAAGCGACACACAGGCUGUCUCUCAUAUUGUCUCCUUUUUCUAAACAUUAUUCAGGAAUCCAGCCAUGCCUCUUCCAGACACAAUGUUCUGUGCCCAGCAAAUUGACAUCCCUCAAGAACUGCCAGACAUCCUGAAAAGCUUCACCAAGGCCGCCAUCCGUACGCAGCCCGAGAACCUGCUGCUGUGGUCUACAGCAUACUUCACUGCGCUGUCUAAAGGAGAGCGUCUGCCUGUGAAGGAUAGGCUGGAGAUGAAUGUCACCUAUAAGACGGACAGCAGGAUGACUCCUGGUCUUCUAAAGACUCUCCAUAAACAGCUAUCCAUCAGGGAAACGUGCAGCGAGGAGGAACUGCGGGAGAAAUGGAGGGGUCUGUGUCUACCCACGGUUGAGCUGGAGACCCUGCUGUCGCUGGGCAGUUUUGGCUCAGACAUCAAUUGGAUGGAGUUUUUUGCCCUGGGCUGCAGUUCUCUGGGAGUGACGCUCAUGAGUUCCCUCAAGGUUGCUUGCGAGCUCCUGACGGAGGACGAGGAGGGCGGCCCUGCGAGGAUCCCGUUCAACACCUUUGUUAAACUCUACACCUACCUGGCUCACCUGGAAGGGGAUAUGCCACAAGAUCACAUCGAAAACUUCCUUCGCAGCCUGCAGGCACAAGUCAACAAGCAGGGCAACAUGAUUCAGGUUUCCAACUUCUACAUCGGCAGGAAGUGA